UUUGAUUUCAUGAGACGAAGACAUCGACGGAACCAGGGGACUUCAAAUUAACAAACCAAGAGAUCGAUUCUGCAUCAAUUUGAGGUUGAUUAGGUGAUUCAAUUUCCACCAUCUUUACUAGCAUUAGUAAUAUGUAUAUGAAUCUUAAUCAUAUGCAAUGAGUCGCAAUUUACUUACGAGGCAUGUAGCUGCUGUUGUCAAAUACCAAAAAGACCCACUUCGAGCGCUACAAAUGUUCAAUUCUGCGAAAAAUGAAGAUGGGUUCAAGCAUAAUCUGAUAACUUACAAGUGUAUGAUUGAGAAUCUCGGUCAUCAUGGCGAGUUUGAAGCAAUGGAAGGUGUGUUUGUAGAGAUGAGGAUGAAUAUUGAUAAUUGUUUGCUAGAAGGCGCUUAUGUAUCUGCAAUGAAGAGUUAUGGUCGAAAGGGAAAGGUUCAAGAAGCUGUUAAUGUAUUCGAAAGAAUGGAUUUCUACAACUGCGAACCAGGUGUUCAUUCGUAUAAUGCAAUUAUGAAUAUAUUGGUUGAAAAUGGGUACUUUAAUCAAGCUCAUAAAGUUUAUAUGAGAAUGAAAGAUAAAGGAAUUGUUCCUGAUGUAUAUACUUUUACUAUUAGGAUUAAAUCUUUUUGUAGGACAAGAAGAUCUUUUGCUGCUCUUAGGCUUCUUGAGAAUAUGCCUUUGUUAGGAUGUGAGUUCAAUGCGGUGGCUUAUUGUACAGUGAUAGGUGGAUUCUAUGAGGAAAAUAAUCAAGCUGAUGCACAUAAACUGUUCGAUGAAAUGCUUAAGAGAAGUAUCUUUCCUAAUGUUGUCACUUUUAAUAAGCUUAUACACACACUUUGCAAGAAGGGGGAUGUUCAAGAAAGCGAGCAGCUUUUCGACAAGGUGUUAAAGAGGGGUAUGUCUCCAAAUGUGUUUACGUUCAAUAUCUUUAUUCAAGGCCUGUGCAAAACUAAACGGCUAGCUGAGGCCACCAGGAUUUUGGGCUGUGCCAGUCGAGAAAAUCUAGCUCCGGAUGUUGUUACAUUUAAUACACUUAUAUGGGGUUUAUGCAAGAGCUUGAAGGUCGUGGAGGCUGAAAGUUACUUGAAAAGCAUGGUAAAUAAGGGGCUCGAUCCUGAUGAUUUCACAUACAACACAAUUAUUGACGGGUAUUGCAAACUGGGCAUGGUAAAAAGAGCGUUCGCAAUCUUGAACGAUGCAGUUUUCAAAGGGUUUAAGCCCGAUAAGUUCACAUAUUGCUCUUUGAUCUAUGGAUCUUGUCAGGAUGGUGACACAGAUAGAGCCAUGGCUGUUUUUAGAGAUGGUUUACGUAAAGGUGUGAAACCGACCACAAUUAUGUACAACACCUUGAUCAAAGGUUUGGCUAAGCAGGGGCUUAUAUUGCAGGCUUUGGAGCUGAUGGAUGAAAUGCCGAAAAAUGGUUGUUCUGCCGAUAUAUGGACUUAUAAUCUGUUGAUAGAUGGUUUGUGCAAGAUGGGUUGUGUAUUGGAUGCCAAUAACCUCAUGAAUGAUGCUUUGGCUGAAGGUUUCAUUCCCGAUAUUUACACAUUCAACAUUCUGAUAGAUGGUUACUGUAAGCAGUUGAAGAUGAACGACGCCCUUGAAGUCAUGAAUAACAUGUGGGACCAUGAUGUAAAGCCCGAUGCCAUCACCUAUAACACCGUGUUAAACGGUCUUUGUAAGACAACCAAGUCUAAAGAGGUGGUUGAAACUUUCCAUGAAAUGGUGGGCAAGGGUUUUGUUCCUAACGUAAUUACUUACAACACAUUGAUUGAAAGCCUCUGUAAAGCUCGAAAAGUGGAUAAAGCCAUGGAAGUUUUCAGCGAAAUGGAGAAAACCGGCUUAACUCCAGAUGAAGUUAGCUAUGGCACGUUGAUAAACGGGUUCUGCGAAAAUGGAGAUCUUGAAAGAGCCUACGAACUCUUCCAAAACAAGAAGAGCGAACCUAAUCUUCGCCACACAACUCCUACAUUCAAUAUCAUGAUAAAGGGUUUCAGUGAGAAGCUGAAGAUGGAUGAUGCAGUGAAGGUGUUCGAUGAAAUGCCUGACUACGGCUGCACACCAGACAACUACACUUUUCGUUGCAUGAUUGAUGGGUUUUGCAGGAUCGGAAAUGUCGACUUGGGUUACAAAUUUCUUGUUGAGAAGAUGAACCAUGGAUUCAUACCAUCAGUUGCCACAUUUGGGCAGGUGAUAAAUUGUCUGUGUGUGAAACAUAAAGUGCAUGAAGCAGUAGGUAUCAUCCAUGUAAUGGUGGAGAAGGAUGUGGUUCCAGAUACUGUAAGAACCAUAUUUGAAGCAGAUAAAAGGGUGGUGGCAGCUCCAAAGAUUGUUGUGGAAGAUUUGUUAAGGAAGAGUCAUAUUACUUAUUAUGCAUAUGAAGUAUUGUAUGAUGGCAUAAGAGAUAAGAAGAUGCUAAAGAAAAUUAAGAGAACUUGAAUCAGUAAUCCAAAUUUAUACUUUGAAUUUACUGUUUUUCCAAGUGUAA
Molecule: messenger RNA, 2486 nt
Organism: Cynara cardunculus var. scolymus (artichoke)
Lineage: Eukaryota; Viridiplantae; Streptophyta; Magnoliopsida; Asterales; Asteraceae
Product: putative pentatricopeptide repeat-containing protein At1g74580
Exons: 1
Coding region: 158-2437 (759 amino acids)
Molecular function (GO): protein binding
Source: RefSeq, a predicted model, not a curated record